AAUAUCACAGCGCUGUUUCCUAUCGACCGGAUAUGAAAGUGCACCCAAGGUCCAUUCCUGUACGCGUUCCAUCUGUCAGCCACCUAAAGCAACUAUGGCAGCAUAUUCUGAAUUGGGCGUGAUGCCCGAAAUCGCGAGGGCCGUGGAGGAAAUGGACUGGCUGCUUCCCACUGACAUCCAAGCUGAGUCCAUUCCUUUGAUUCUCGGUGGAGGAGAUGUCCUCAUGGCAGCAGAAACCGGUAGCGGUAAAACAGGAGCCUUCAGCAUUCCCGUCAUUCAGAUUGUGCAUGAAACGCUGACCGACCAACAGCAGGGCAAGAAAGGCAGAGCCAACGUCACAACGGGCGGAGCGGUCUUUAACAAUUGGCAGAUGAACCCUUAUGACCGAAGUGCUGCAUUUGCCAUCGGGGCGGACGGCCUGUGCUGCCAAAGCCGAGAGUUUAAGGAAUGGCACGGCUGUCGCUCCACCAAGGCCGUGAGCAAAGGGAAGUACUACUACGAGGUCACGUGCCACGACCAAGGCCUGUGUCGCAUUGGCUGGUGCACCGGCCAGGCGGCUCUCGACUUGGGAACCGACAAGUACGGUUUUGGUUUUGGCGGAACCGGGAAGAAAUCAUACAACAAGCAAUUUGACAGCUAUGGCGAGGAGUUCACCAUGCACGACACGAUUGGAUGCUACCUCGACUUGGACAAAGGCCACAUUUCCUUCUCCAAAAAUGGUAACGAUCUGGGUUUGGCUUUCGAGAUCCCUCAGAAUCUGAGGAGUCAGCCCUUGUUUGCCUCUUGCGUCCUCAAGAACGCAGAACUGAAAUUCAACUUUGGCAGCGAGGACUUUAAGCAUGCGCCCACGAGCGGCUUUGUCGCCUUGCAUCAGGCGCCGGACGCUCACACGGUCAAGUCUUCGCAGACGGGGAGCGCCAAGGUGAGUCAGGCCAAAGGGUCUAGCAACGCCCCCAAGGCGCUCAUCAUCGAGCCGUCCAAGGAGCUGGCCGAGCAGACGCUCAACAACGUGACGCAAUUCAAGAAAUACGUGGUCGACCCCAAGCUCAGAGAGCUGCUGGUGAUCGGCGGUGUGGCCGCCAAGGAGCAAAUGGCCGCCCUGGAGCAAGGCGUGGAAAUUGUGGUGGGGACGCCCGGUCGAUUGGACGACCUCAUAUCCACCGGAAAGCUCAGCCUGUCCCAAGUCCGCUUUCUGGUCCUGGACGAAUGCGACGGGCUCCUGUCGGCGGGCUACACGGACUUCAUCAACAGAAUCCAUCAUCAAAUCCCUCAAGUGACAUCCGACGGAAAACGGCUGCAGGUGAUCGUGUGCUCGGCCACGCUGCACUCGUUCGACGUGAAGAAGCUGUCGGAGCGCAUCAUGCACUUCCCCACCUGGGUUGACCUGAAGGGCGAGGACUCGGUGCCCGAGACCGUGCACCACGUGGUCGUGCCCGUCAACCCCAAGGCCGACCGGACCUGGGAGCGGCUGGGCAAGAGCCAGAUCCGGACGGAUGAAGUCCACGCCAAAGACAACACCAGACCAGGGAGCAACUCAGCAGAAAUGUGGUCGGAGGCCAUCAAGGUACUGAAAGGCGAGUACACGGUGAGGGCCAUCAAAGAGCACAAAAUGGACCAGGCCAUCAUCUUCUGCCGCACCAAGAUCGACUGUGACAACAUGGAGCAGUACUUUAUCCAGCAAGGAGGAGGCCCGGAGAGUAAAAACCACCAGUUAUCCUGCGUAUGUCUCCAUGGCGAUCGCAAGCCCCAAGAGAGGAAGAACAACUUGGAUCGCUUCAAGAGAAAGGAAGUGCGGCUUCUCAUCUGCACCGACGUGGCCGCCAGGGGGAUCGACAUCCGCGGCGUUCCCUACGUGAUUAACGUGACGCUGCCAGACGAGAAGCAGAACUACGUCCACCGCAUCGGCAGAGUGGGUCGGGCAGAGAGAAUGGGCUUGGCCAUCUCAUUGGUUGCCAUGGAGAAGGAGAAGGUGUGGUACCACGUGUGCGCCAACCGAGGCAGGGGCUGCUACAACACACGACUCAAGCAGGACGGCGGCUGCACCAUCUGGUACAACGAGAAAGAACUCCUUUCGGAAAUCGAGGAACACCUCAAGUGCACCAUCACCCAUUGCGAGCCCGACAUCAAGGUCCCUGUGGACGAUUUUGACGGGAAGGUCACUUAUGGCCAACGCCGGAAGCUGGGAGGUGGCAACUACAAGGGUCACGUGGAUGUGCUGGCCCCCACCGUGCAAGAACUGGCCAACCUGGAGAGAGAAGCCCAGACGUCCUUCCUCCACCUCGGAUACUUGCCCAACCAGCUCUUCAAAGCCUUCUGAGCGCAGCAGCAUCGAGCGGCUCCCAUCCGUGCCCAGGCCUGUAUGGUGCACAUAGCUAAAAAAGAAUCAUUUGGUUGAAUGAGUUGCAAUUUGCAGAAGCAUUUGAUGCCUCUGUGUUUUCUUUUCUGAAAUAAACUGUGGUGAGCACUCA
Molecule: messenger RNA, 2468 nt
Organism: Syngnathus acus (greater pipefish)
Lineage: Eukaryota; Metazoa; Chordata; Actinopteri; Syngnathiformes; Syngnathidae
Gene: ddx1
Product: DEAD (Asp-Glu-Ala-Asp) box helicase 1
Exons: 26
Coding region: 95-2317 (740 amino acids)
Molecular function (GO): protein binding; RNA helicase activity; ATP binding
Source: RefSeq, a predicted model, not a curated record